Molecule: messenger RNA, 5202 nt
Organism: Melanotaenia boesemani (Boeseman's rainbowfish)
Lineage: Eukaryota; Metazoa; Chordata; Actinopteri; Atheriniformes; Melanotaeniidae
Gene: plch2b
Product: phospholipase C, eta 2b
Exons: 22
Coding region: 471-5135 (1554 amino acids)
Biological process (GO): lipid metabolic process; phosphatidylinositol-mediated signaling
Molecular function (GO): SMAD binding; phosphatidylinositol-4,5-bisphosphate phospholipase C activity; calcium ion binding
Source: RefSeq, a predicted model, not a curated record
UCACAUUCCUGGCUGGGAUUCAAUGACUGAACCAGACACAAACAAACAGAGAGAGAGAGAGAGAGAGAGAGAGAGAGAGAGAGAGCGAGAGAGAGAGAGAGAGACUCACACUGAGUGAGUGGGGAGACAGACUGAGUACGCCAGACUGAGCAGACGAAGCUUAUUUCGGGCGCACAUUAGGAGUGCGUAAAACCGCAGGAGCACUGAAACAUAGCACCCAGUGAUUGUACGUUGGAUAAUACGAGUUUUAAGUAUCCGAGUUAACGGACUUUAUUUGCGUCCGCGUACAGGAACUGCCCUAUAAUUUAAGCAGCUUUCACUUUUCUGAAUGGACGCGAUAGGAAGCUUUUCUGGUGACAUGGAAAUGCGCGUUAUUGAGCUUAUUGCCGGAUGCUGAAGACGCCCGAUCCCAUAAGUCACUUUCUGCUUUCAUUUUUAGUUCUGAACCCUCGUUUCCAACCGACGACAACAUGGAGGGCGCGAGCUUUCAGCCUCAUCCCGGACUUCAGCAAACUCUGAAGCAGUUUCAUUUGAGUUCCAUGCGCUCUCUCGGCGGACCGGCGGCGUUCUCUGCUCGGUGGCACCAGGACUCGCUCUUCUGUAAAGAUGGAAAAUCUGCAGAGAUUAUCCUCUCCCUGCCGGCUCAGACACCUCCAGUGAUGUCCGGUCCACUUUUCAUCCCAUCCGACCGCUCCACGGAGAGGUGCGAGACAGUGCUGGAGCGAGAGCCCAUCUCUUGCUUCGUGGUCGGAGGGGAGAAACGACUGUGUCUGCCGCAGAUCCUCAACAGCGUCCUGAGGGAAUUCUCCCUCCAGCAGAUAAACUUGGUUUGCGAUGAUCUGCAUAUCUACUGCUCCAGGUGUACGGCGGACCAGCUGGAGAUCCUCAAAGUGGUGGGCAUCCUGCCUUUCUCGGCACCGUCCUGCGGGCUGAUCACUCAAACGGAUGCUGAACGCCUCUGCAACGCUCUCAUCUACGGCGGUACGUACCCUCCUCACCGCAACAAGGACUUGGGCUCCCUGGAGUUGGAGCGAACCGAGAAAAGCUUCAAAGUGUAUCACGAAUGUUUCGGCCGGUGUAAAGGCCUGUUUGUCCCGGAACUGUACACCGGUCCGUCAGCCGCCUGCAUCCAGUGUAUGGACUGCAGACUCAUGUUCCCGCCUCACAAGUUUGUUGUCCACAGUCACAAGAGACUGGAGAACCGGACUGUUCACUGGGGUUUCGACUCUGCCAACUGGCGAGCAUAUGUGCUCUUAGACCAGGACUACACCGACAAGGAGGAGAAAAGUCAUCUGGAGCAGCUGCUUAAAGAGUUAAAAGGAAAAUAUGAUCUGAUGGGGAAACUAUCCAGUAAAUCCUGCAGAUCUCCAAGCCCAAUCCCACCCAAGAGGUCCAAACUUGACAAAUUACAGUCUCCAUCAGCUGACAGAGACAGGAAACCUGAUUGGUUGCAGCCGCUGUCCAAGUCUGCACACAAGGAUCUGAAACAGGUCCAACUAAAACAGAGACCCUCUGCUUUCCGUCCCUGGUCCCCUAAAGCAACAGAAAAAGAGAAACCACCCACUCAAAACGAGGUAGAAAGGUGUAUGUGCACCAUGCAGACUGGCACACAGAUGACCAAACUGAAGGGGAAGAAGAAAGGAUUGGUUCGCUUCUUUUACCUGGACGAGCACAAGUCCUGCAUCCGGUGGCGGCCUUCCAGAAAGCACGACAGAGCUAAAAUAUCCAUUGACUCCAUCCAUGAAGUCUGUGAGGGAAAAAAGUCUGAGAUUUUCAGGCGUUAUGCAGACAACCGUUUUGACCCAAACUGCUGCUUCAGUAUUUACUACGGCGAGCGUGUGAAGUCCCUGGACCUGGUUUCCACCAAUGCGGAGGAAGCUCGUACCUGGAUCACUGGGCUGAAAUAUCUCAUGGCUGGUAUCAGUGAUGAAGACAGUUUGGCCCGCAGGCAGCGCACCCGUGAUCAGUGGUUACAGCAGACUUUCUCUGAGGCCGACAAAAAUGGAGAUGGUACCCUGAGCAUUGGAGAGGUUCACCAACUGCUACACAAACUUAAUGUGAAUUUACCCAAGCAGAAAGUCAGGCAGAUGUUUCAAGAAGCAGACACGGAUGAAAUACAAGGUUCUCUGGGCUUUGAUGAAUUCUGCUCCUUCUACAAGAUGAUUUCCACCCGCAGAGACCUCUACCUGAUUAUGAUCUCCUACAGCAAUCAGAAAGAAGUAAUGGAUCUACAUAACCUUGCACGCUUUCUGGAAAAUGAACAGAAGAUGCGGGGUCUGACCAGAGAGCAUCUAGUUGACAUUGUGGCCAGAUUUGAGCCAUGUCCUAUGAACCUCCAGCGUAUGGUACUGGGCAUUGAUGGUUUCACUAACUUCAUGCGAAGUCCAGCAGGUGAUAUCUUCAACCCAGAGCAUAAUCAUGUCAACCAGGACAUGACGCAGCCUCUCACUAACUACUUCAUCGCCACUUCACACAACACCUACCUGACAGGAGACCAGCUACUCUCUCAGUCGAGGGUAGAAAUGUACGCCUAUGUUCUGCAGGCAGGCUGUCGCUGUGUGGAGGUGGACUGCUGGGAUGGACCGGAUGGAGAACCCAUUAUUCAUCAUGGCUACACCCUGACAUCCAAAAUUCUCUUCAAAGAUGUCAUUGAAACAAUUAACAAAUAUGCCUUCACAAAAUCACAGUACCCAGUGAUCUUGUCCAUAGAGAACCACUGCACUGUGCAUCAGCAGAAAAAGAUGGCUCAGUAUCUGAGAGAGGUGCUGCAGGACAAACUGGACCUGACCAAUGUCAACAUGCACGAAAGCAAGAAGCUGCCUUCCCCCGAGAUCCUGAAAGGGAAAGUUUUAGUCAAGGGAAAAAAGCUACCAGUAACCCUUGAUUCUGAUGCAGAGGAGGGUGAUGUGUCUGAUGAAGACACUGAGGAUGAGGAAGAGGAGGACAAUGAUAAUGACAAUAACUCACAGGAUGGUAAUAACAUUGCACCAACUAGCCAGCACAAAAAGAAGAGACGAUUUGGCAGAUCAAUCAUGAGGAGCUUCAAGAGGAAGAGAAAAAAGAAAAUACCUGUGAAAAACAAAGCUGUGUCUGAUGGUGAAUCGGACUACAGCAGCAGCCGAGAGAGGUCACAAAUUGUUUACCACCCCAAAAAAAGGAAAACAAUGAGACUGUCCAGAGCCCUGUCUGACUUGGUCAAGUACACAAAAUCUGUUCGUGUACAUGACAUUGAAACGCAAGGAUUUGCGACCAGUUGGCAGGUUUCAUCCCUAAAUGAGACUGUCAUGAACCAGAUCUUACAACUAAAACCAGGGGAGCUGGUGCGUUUCAACCAGCGCCAGCUUCUGAGAGUUUAUCCAUCUAACUACAGAGUGGACUCAAGCAACUUCAACCCACAGACAUAUUGGAAUUUAGGAUGCCAUAUGGUUGCAAUGAAUUAUCAGACAGAAGGUCGCAUGCUUGAACUGUACAGAGCCAAGUUUUUGAGCAAUGGAAACUGUGGAUAUAUUCUAAAGCCAAAGUACAUGUGUAAAGCUGCCUUUAACCCCAUGGUAGAGGAUCCCCUACCAGGACACAGAAAGACUCAGCUGGUACUGAAGAUCAUCAGUGGACAGCAACUUCCCAAACCCAAAGACUCCAUGUUUGGGGACAGAGGAGAGAUAAUUGACCCAUUUGUUGAAGUUGAGAUUAUCGGUCUACCUGUUGACUGCACCAAGCAGCAGACCAGAGUGGUUGACGAUAAUGGUUUUAAUCCAAUGUGGGAAGAGACCCUUGUUUUCAAUAUUCAAAUGCCACAGAUUGCCCUGGUGAGGUUCCAGGUGUGGGACCACGAUCCUAUUGGAAGAGAUUUCAUUGGGCAGAGGACUAUAGCAUUCAGCAGCAUGAUGCCAGGUUAUCGGCAUGUCUACUUGGAGGGAAUGGCUGAGUCAUCCAUCUUUGUUCAUGUUGCUAUCAAUGAUGUAACAGGAAAGAUCAAACCUACAAAAGCUGUGCAAGCAGCCAGGAAACACAUUCAGAAAGCAGCCCAGAGGCAUAUGAAGGGCCAUCAAAGGCGGCCUUCCAUAGACUUCUCUAUCCUGUCCUCAGAGGAUGGACGUGCUCUGCCCUUCCGUAAGGAUUUGGACACCAUGUCUCAGGACAGCCGAAAUGGGGAAAUGUCUCCUUUGGCACAAGGGCCAGCAGCCAGGGCUGCCAUCCACAAAGGAGCCAUGAGCGAGCCAGUGAGACGAGCUCACAUAGUUAAAAUUCAUGAACCACAAGAGACUAGAAGAGGGUUCUUCAGCCGGAUGUCCUCCACCGACUCCCACCACAGUGGGCCAGCUCCAUGUGUGAGAGAGGAAAGCUUUGACCUUGACACCCCUUCCCAGCUCCCUUGUCAUGAGAGUCCUGCUUCUGAGAGCCAAAAUCAAACUGUUCAAAAAGACUUAGAGAAUGAGGCGCUGCAGGCAAACUGUGCUGAACUGCAGACUGGAGAGAGAUGUGAAACAGAGCAGCCUGAACCAUCUGAAGAGUUUGCACCAGAAGCAGAGCCAGAGAAUGAUGUUUUCACUGAACCUGAGCAGCCACCAGAAGCUCAGAUUCAGAAUGACUCAGUUUUCCAGCAUCAGCCUGAAGCCAAAUCCUCCCCACUUAUCCCUCCAUCAUCACCCCCCAGAGUUAGACGGACCUUAGAGACUCCUGCCCACCUUCUACCAUCCACCCUGACACGAACAAAGGUCCGCUCACGUAGUUGCCCUCGAAGACAGUCUAGCUCUUCUCACACACCGAUGGUGAACCGAAAACCUGCUUUCCCCUGGCAGCCACAGCAAGCACAGGAAUACAGAAACUACACCAACCCAGUGAGACGCAUACCAAACGGUCUCUGUCUGUCGGACAGCACAUCCAGCAGCAGUGAAGGCAGCACUGACAGCCUAGAGUUUGUACCCUCCUGUGUGCCAGCUAGUACAGAACAACAAGAGGGUACCCUGCAGAGGGAGAUGAAAGCCCUUUUUGACCAGAAGAUGAGAGAGAUCCGCUGUAAAUCACCACUUUUCCUGGAAGGUGAGUCACAUUACAGAAGAAAUAGCAAUCACAAAAGCUCAAAAGAUUGUAUCAUAUCCUGGCAUUUCAUUUUCCUUUUAUUCUUAUUUUCUUGAUUAGAUGACAGUUCAGAUUCAUGACACCAAAGACAUGAAAGUCAUUUGGAAAAGAAGAAGAAAAACA